Molecule: messenger RNA, 420 nt
Organism: Ustilaginoidea virens
Lineage: Eukaryota; Fungi; Ascomycota; Sordariomycetes; Hypocreales; Clavicipitaceae
Exons: 2
Coding region: 1-420 (139 amino acids)
Source: RefSeq, a predicted model, not a curated record
AUGCCAUCAUACCUGCACGGAAAAGCCAAAAGGGGGCAAAUCGUAGAAGCUCGCAGCUGGUACAACGCACGGUGCAAAUGCCGCAAAGGGCAGCUAUUCAGCAUCGCCCGACGUUGCAGCCUCGCCGUGAAAAGCCUUGUAAUUAAAAUUACCCACUCACUAUGCGCUGCUUCGCACCUUCCUUUUACCACCUUUCCACCGCCGUUGCUUGGAGCCGUCAUCCGUGCUGGUUCGUUCGGAUUCCUUUUGGUUGCGCUCUGCCGUGUCCCAUCCUCUGCACCGUGUAGCAAAGGUUUUGAUCGUUCGUCAGGUGACCCCUAUCCAAAGUCCUGUGUGCAGGGUCAAAUUUCUUUGUCAAGAGGAAUGCCCGUUGGGCGAAUACUUGGCUUCUGCGGGACGGCAAGAGACUGUCUGCCGUGA